UUACAUUUUAUAAUCUGUGGUUCACUAAAUUUAUCGUACAUCGUGUAGAUAAUUAUUGUGAAAUUAUUUAUUUUUAUCCUAAAUCUUUAUUAAAUUCCUAUAGAAACAUCUGUGAUAUUGUUAAUAAAUAAGUUAAACAAAAUGUCGAAUCCCUGGAAAAAAGUUUCAGCGCCCGUGGCGGCAGAAAACUUAUCGGACAUAAUGUCUGAACAAUAUGCAAAAGGACUGCAGGUCCAAGAAGAAAUAAAGUUCGCGGAGUUGAUAUCUGAUCAGCAAGUGUGUCCAUCGUCAUCCGAUGACAUUCCUCCGGAGAUUCUGCAGCAGUUACAGGAAGCAAACUUAACAGAAUACUGCGAUUCGGAUGCUAUUAUUGCAAAAGUGUUGCAAUGUCAGUUCGACAAAGAAUACGAUGACGAAAUCAAGAGAGUCGAGAAGAAGCGCAACGGAGAUGCCAAAGUUUCCGUGUCAUAUGAUAACUACCGCAAUGUACCCGAAAAUCUCGUGUACGACACAGAUUCGGAAGAUGAAGAUGUGGAAGUCGCAGCCAAGAAAGAUUGGGAUCGGUUCGAGACGAACGAGAAGGAAUACGCGAGUCUGCCAAAGAGGGGGUAUAUUAUCAAGGAUGGAGAGAUGGUGACCAAGCACGACAGCGUUAUCAACGGACGUAGGAACGCGUGCCGCAUCAUGGCGUUCCCACCCGAGGUGUGCACGGGCGACGGCGCUGGGUUCGACAUGAAACUGCCAAACUCUGUGUUCAACCAUUUGAAGGAACAAACUAGACACCACCAGUCACGUAGACAUAAGAUGUUGGACAGAAAAGAGAGCCAAGCUACUGCUGAAAUGGGUCUUGAUGAAGCUACUCGCCUGAUUCUCUUCAAGCUCAUCAACAACGGAAUGUUGGAGGAUAUUAAUGGUAUAAUCUCAACCGGGAAGGAAUCGGUAGUACUCCACGCUAACAGCGAUCCUUCAUUCCCAGACAUGAUCCUGCCUAAAGAAUGUGCCAUCAAAGUGUUCAAAACUACUUUGAAUGAGUUCAAAACUCGCGAUAAAUAUAUUAAAGCCGAUUAUCGCUUCAAAGACCGCUUUUCUAAGCAAAACCCAAGGAAAAUCGUUCAUAUGUGGGCCGAGAAAGAGAUGCAUAAUAUGAUGAGGAUGCAGAAGAUCGGAUUGAACUGCCCUGACAUGAUUUGUCUGAAGAAACAUAUCCUAGUUAUGUCCUUCAUUGGCAGGGAUAAUAAGCCUGCACCGAAGCUGCGGGACGCAAUCUUAAGCCCUGAGAAAUGGGAGAGUGUGUACAAGGAGGUUGUGGAAGGUGUUCACAAACUGUACAAGGAGGGACACAUGAUCCACGCGGACCUGUCGGAGUACAACAUCCUGUGGUGGGAGAACAAGUGCUGGUUCAUUGACGUGUCGCAGUCCGUGCAGCCGGACCAUCCUAAUGGACUUGAGUUCUUGCUCAGGGAUUGCCGUAACAUCAGCAAUUUCUUCGAGAAAAAGGGGGUGCCAGACGUAAAGACAGCUGAAGAACUCUUCAAGUCCAUCACAGGUUUUGAAGAAGUGGAUGUCAACCUGCUGGAAGGAGUCCACACCACUUACAACUCACUCUCAUCCCGCUUUGAAAUAGCUCCAGACGACAACAGGAAUGUGAGCUAUCCGUUUGAGUACUGCUGGAAUAAGAGCAGCGAAGCAAAACAAAAGAGUGACUCGGACAUUGAUUCUGAUGAUGAUGAGUUUGAGGAAAUGUGGACACAGUCGCAGAAGGUGAAGGCUGUUGAUACCGCUUCCAACUUUGGUAAUACGGUAAACCUGUCUGAACCAACUACAUCUAUAGUUGAUAAAGAAACCAACUUUGGUAAUGUCAUUGAUGUAUCAUCAGUCGGGGAUAUAGGUAGUACCGAGAAGGAGAAAAAGUCUUAAAAAAUUUUGUGUAGAAUCCAUGGUAUACUGAAUUUAUA
Molecule: messenger RNA, 1955 nt
Organism: Cydia amplana
Lineage: Eukaryota; Metazoa; Arthropoda; Insecta; Lepidoptera; Tortricidae
Product: serine/threonine-protein kinase RIO3
Exons: 2
Coding region: 142-1917 (591 amino acids)
Biological process (GO): protein phosphorylation
Molecular function (GO): protein serine/threonine kinase activity; ATP binding
Source: RefSeq, a predicted model, not a curated record